Messenger RNA from Emys orbicularis (European pond turtle), 591 nucleotides. It is a transcript of the gene MGST2, whose product is annotated as microsomal glutathione S-transferase 2. Lineage: Eukaryota; Metazoa; Chordata; Testudines; Emydidae. The transcript is spliced from 6 exons. Bases 1 to 591 code for a protein of 196 amino acids. Gene Ontology annotation, molecular function: glutathione peroxidase activity; glutathione transferase activity; enzyme activator activity. Gene Ontology annotation, biological process: leukotriene biosynthetic process. The record is from RefSeq and is a predicted model, not a curated record. Gene Ontology annotation, cellular component: nuclear envelope; endoplasmic reticulum; membrane.
AUGGGCGCCAAGACAGGGCGAAACCCACCCGCACAAUGCACGGAGGCAGGCCCCCACCCUCAGCCAGCGGGGCAGCCAGCAGAAUCAGCAACCCCCUAUGUUCCACAAUGUGCCCUGGCUGCACCGGAGACGGAAGCUGCUGGGAACAUGGCUGGUGAUUUAAUUUUGCUCGCUGCAGUAUCCCUUCUUUCAGCCUGCCAGCAAAGUUGUUUUGCAUGGCUGGUAGGAAAAUCGAGAAAGCAGCACAAGAUCAUGCCCCCAGAAGUCAUCGGAACCCCAGAAUUUGACAGAAUAUUCCGUGCACAACAAAACUGUGUUGAGUUUUAUCCAAUCUUCCUGGUUGCUCUCUGGAUUGCAGGCUGUUUUUUCAAUCAAGUAUUGGCAGCCCUACUGGGUCUGGUGUACAUGUACACCCGUCACAAAUACUUCCAUGGAUAUGCAGAGUCUGCAAAAGGAAGGAUAACAGGUUUUUAUUGGAGUGUGGUGGUUCUGCUCUCACUGAUGGCCCUGGCUGCAGCUGGGAUUACUAAUAGCUUUCUGGAAGAAUACUUGGACAUCAGCAUAGGAAAGAAAUUACAUAAAUUGCUCUGA